Messenger RNA from Triplophysa rosa, 3437 nucleotides. It is a transcript of the gene kcnip4a, whose product is annotated as potassium voltage-gated channel interacting protein 4a. The transcript has 8 exons. The coding region runs from base 695 to 1342 and encodes 215 amino acids. Lineage: Eukaryota; Metazoa; Chordata; Actinopteri; Cypriniformes; Nemacheilidae. Gene Ontology annotation, biological process: regulation of potassium ion transmembrane transport. Gene Ontology annotation, molecular function: potassium channel regulator activity; calcium ion binding. Gene Ontology annotation, cellular component: voltage-gated potassium channel complex. The record is from RefSeq and is a predicted model, not a curated record.
CUCUGAUGCACACCACUCUUAAAUGACUGCUCUCGCGAUUGCAAGAUAACAAAUACCACUCCAACCCGCCUUUUAGAAUUCAAAUCAAAUUGUUUACAGACCGCAAUGUUUAGAAAACGUCUUAAUAAAUAUGCUGGUCCUUUGAUGAAGAGUGUUUGAAAUUUCUCCCAGGAGAAGAAUUUCAAAUGAAGGAUGCCAAAUGAUGGUUUCGUGUAUAUGUAUUAUUAUGCGCUCGACUCUCCGUCAUUUUAAUGAGCACCGGCUCGCCACCUCCACAGAUUUGAAUUAAAAUCCCCCGGCAUGGCUGCUAGUGACUGGUAACUCAGAGUCAGCCGCAACUAGUUUUGCGUCGACUCACUCACGGGCAGCAACAGCGCUCAAAUCCCCCCCGCACUCUCCCACCUCUCUCACUCAUUUCCUGUUGAAAGAGUGGAGGCACAGCGGCGGCUUGCGCAACACUGAGCGCACAGCGAGCUCAAUUAAACUGCUGUCCAACUGCGCCAAAGUAGAGCAGCUCUGAAGCAACGUUUGAAAGAGAUCUCCGAGAGAGCAGCUUUGAAGGUCUCCAUCGAGCGCGUGUCCCUGCAAGUGAAUAAAAAGGGACUUGAAGCCACAGUUGCUCCAGGAAAACUGUGGAGGUGCGCACCUGAAGAGAAGCUACACGUCGGGAUUUCUGAGGGCGAGAGGGGGCAACAUGGGCGCUUUGAUGGUCAUAUUUUCUUUGCAGACAAAACAGAGGAGGAGAAGAACGGAUAGUGUCGAGGAUGAGCUGGAGCUGUCUGCUGUACGGCAUCGGCCAGAAGGUCUGGAGCAGCUGGAGGCUCAGACACGCUUCUCUCGCAAAGAGCUUCAAAUCCUCUACCGGGGCUUCAAGAACGAAUGUCCCAGCGGUGUGGUCAACGAAGAGACAUUUAAGGAUAUAUACUCUCAGUUCUUCCCACAGGGGGAUGCAUCAACAUACGCACAUUUUCUGUUCAAUGCAUUCGACACGGACCACAACGGCUCUGUCAGUUUUGAGGAUUUUGUAAUGGGUCUUUCCAUUCUAUUACGAGGAACGAUCCAGGAGAAACUUAACUGGGCAUUUAACCUGUAUGAUAUUAAUAAAGAUGGAUAUAUUACAAAAGAGGAAAUGUUAGACAUCAUUAAGUCCAUCUAUGACAUGAUGGGAAAGUGCACAUAUCCCAUUCUUAAAGAGGACACUCCACGGCAGCAUGUGGAGAUAUUUUUUCAGAAAAUGGACAGAAACAGAGAUGGAGUGGUCACUAUAGAUGAAUUUAUAGAUUGCUGCCAAAACGAUGAGAACAUCAUGAGAUCAAUGCAGCUGUUUGAGAAUGUCAUUUAACAUCUGAAUAUACAGUAGACUCUGUCUGGCCAGCUCAUAUUAUCACCUUUAUACUCCACAAAAUCCUGACGACAUCGAUGGAGUUCAAAUCCAUACCACGAUCCAACAUUCACACCAUUUUUAAAAUCAAAGAAAGAAUUAUUUUUACAUUUUUUUGUCAUAUCCUUUACUUGUAAAAAGAAUGUAAGACUUUAUUUAGCACAGAAAUGUGCACAAUUCCUGCAACAUUUCUGGAAAUGUAUCUUUUAAACUGGUUUCUAUUCUGAAGUCAUGUUACAUGUAAGUAAGAGGAAUAGACAGUAUUUCACACAUUGUUUGAAAGAUGAAUUUCCCCAAUGUUUUUAACAUAUGGCACAAGACAGAUGCAUCACGCAUAUAUAACAUACAGUAGAUUCCCUUGAGCAUUAUGAACCAUUUACAUGCCUUUGUGUUUGUAAAGCACAAUGAGAAAUAGUUCAAUCUUCUUUCUGUUAAAAAGUACAAACGUGUGCAACCUUUACAUGUCUACAGAACCAUUCCAGAAUGUUCUUACUGAGCGAGUGGGUCCCGCCAAACGAAUCAAAAGUAAAAUGAAGAUAACGAAGAGCAAAAAAUAGGUCUAAAAAUAUUUACAUUUUUUUUAUUUGCCAACUAGAGUAUAGAUUGAAAGCUACAGGUAGCACUUCAAAGCACACAUUGUAUUUGUCUUAGGGAUUAAAACACGCAAACAACAAUGCUGCUUUUAUGUAUUUCCAAGUCCUCACAAGAAUUGUCACAUAUCCUGCUAUUAUGUUUACAUUUUUUGGCACUGUAUCUCUGUUCUCAGAGCAACAUUAUGAAUAUGUAUUUAUUAGGAUAUCAAGCACUCAUACAGUAUACGGUUUUAUUUAUUUUUCUGCUGUGACCCUCAGUAUUUGUGUGUCGGCAAAGAACCUAUAUUAAUGUCAGUCCCUCUCGUCUUACAGUGUCCAUGAUUGAUAUGUGUUACCCCAUCGUUAUGUACUUGCUCUUAAUUUAUUACGUAUCGCUGUUACAAAAAAAAUGUAACUAAAUUGAAAUCAGUGAUAUUUGCUCAAACACAUCUAGCAUACAUUCUGCUCUACAUGUGUCUAUCGUCACCAUCUAGUGGUAAAUCUGCUCGCUCACAGUAGAUAAAUGUAUACUUUAUUGAAUAUUAGAAAUUGAAUUCAUACAAGAACACAGCAAACAUAAACUCAGUAUUUACAUUUUCCAGCCCGUUUUAAUAUCUUUCAAUCUAAGCACUUAGAUUCUUCCGCUUCGGAAAUAUUUCUCACUUACUGUAAUCUGAAAUGCAAAAAUCUUUUUCAAAGCUUGGAAAGGGAAUUUUUGAAGAAGAUAGCAAAACUAAAGAUAAUGUGUCAGACAGUGCAUAUUAUUGAUUUAUAACAGAAACGGUAUAAAUAUGCAAGUCGGUCAUCAGAUUGAAUUGAAAUGAAUAUGGAUUUGUAUUUGAAGCGUCUCCUGAACAUUUCUGAUCGAUUUUUCCAUGCUUUAUUCGCACAUAACUUUUAUUUUCCAUAUGCUGCUCAUUUAAACUGAGAUUAUGGGGUUCGUGUUUAUAUGUUAGUGCAUCUACACGCUCCCAUAAACACUUGAAUGUCUAUCAAAUCACUUUAUUCGUUUUGCAACCUGCAUGUUUGACUCAUAUUAGCUUAUAAACAGAAAAAGAGUGCAUGAGUCUUUUCCUCUUUUUAGAAAUCGAGUGCCUUGAUUUGUCAACGCUCAUCCCAAAUAUAUCUUAAAGAGUCAAUCGUGGCUUAUCUCAAACACUGGAUGUCCUGUAGUUUUCACGUUUCUGUCUUUUCAAUGCAGUUGCAAUAUUGUUGGUCCGUUUCUGAAAACCAAGCCAUGUUUGUUGCACUCGAGCCUUGCUGUUGCAUUUGAGUGUCAUGAAUCCUCUUUAUGAUGUAGACAUUUCCCAUUUAAAUGAUGCGGCACUUUUGUAAGAGACUGGGAAGCCGACAGCUGCAUGUUUAGUGAGUGAAGGCAUCACGGAUGGCUAGAGAUGACUGGAGCAGUGAGCAAAUCUCAUGCUUAUAUGUGAAACUAUAGAUGAUUGAGUUUUGUAAAAUAGAAUCAAUAAAGCGAUCAGAAU